Molecule: messenger RNA, 1557 nt
Organism: Cryptomeria japonica (Japanese cedar)
Lineage: Eukaryota; Viridiplantae; Streptophyta; Pinopsida; Cupressales; Cupressaceae
Product: subtilisin-like protease SBT1.8
Exons: 2
Coding region: 1-1557 (518 amino acids)
Biological process (GO): proteolysis
Molecular function (GO): serine-type endopeptidase activity
Source: RefSeq, a predicted model, not a curated record
AUGUCUCCCAGGGAUGCCCAAGGCCACGGCACACAUGUGGCCUCAACUGCUGCGGGAGCUGCGGUAACGGGUGCUAGUGUCUUCGGUUUCGCCAACGGAACGGCCAGACGAAUGGCUUCUCAUGCCAGGCUGGCCAUCUACAAAGCCUGCUGGGCGCCUGAAGGAUAUUGCGAUGAGAGCGACAUCGCUGCUGCCAUGGAACAAGCCAUUGCUGAUGGCGUCGACAUCCUUUCUAUCUCAAUUCACUCAGAUGACGUGCCAUUCCACAUGAAUCACGUAGCCAUUGCAGCGUUUGGAGCGAUAGAAAAGGGAGUAUUUGUUUCUGCAAUUGCAGGCAACCAGGGACCUUCUUCAUCUAGUCUGAGUCACACGGUGCCCUGGAUAACUACCGUAGGUGCGAGCAGCAUCGACAGAGACUUCCCUGCUUCUGUGGUGUUGGGCAACCAGGAGAUAUACAGAGGCACUUCCGACUUCAAAGGAGGAGAUGGAAAAUUGCAAGGGCCAUUCCCUCUCGUCUAUGUCUCUGCCAGUAGUAGCUCAAAGCGUUGUCUUGAUGGUAGCCUGGACCAAAAUGUCGUAAAGGGUAAGAUAGUGCUGUGUCAAAAGUUGAUCAAUCCAGAUGACUCUAGCGCACCGGAGAAGGCCAGGGAAGUAGCCAGAGCAGGCGGUGCACGAAUGAUCGUGGCCAAUGAAGAGCUCCUUGGAGCACAGCAGCUGUUUCCCGACAUUUUACGAUUUCCCGCUAUCACAGUAAGUUUCAAAGCUGGUGAAAGAAUAAAAUCCUACAUCAACAGCACAUCGAGUAAUACUACUGCCACGGCCGCCAUGCGUAUCACGGGAUUGACUAUUGUGGGAAACACAGCAGCCGCUCCCAUCGUGGCUGCAUUUUCAUCGAGGGUGCCGAGCAAAGCAUACCCUUCUGUUCUCAAGCCUGAUAUGCUUGCUCCUGGUGUCAACAUAUUGGCAGCAUACGGUAAUGGUGUGGACUACUACUUCAAUUCGGGGACCUCCAUGGCCUGUCCUCAUGUCAGCGGCAUCGCAGCGCUCAUAAAAGCCAUCCAUCCCACGUGGAGCCCUGCCGCCAUCAAAUCUGCUCUCAUGACCACUUCCUACAUUGUGGAUAAUAGAAAGCGGGCGAUCAGAGAUUCAGUUAGCAUGGAGGCAGCCGACUCAUUUGAUAUGGGCUCUGGACACGUGGACCCAAUAUCUGCAAUGGAUCCUGGGCUUGUCUACGACAUGGCACCGCAACCGGGCAACAAAUCGAUUAAGGUGAGCAGAAGAAGUGUGACGAAUGUGGGUGCAGAGGGUAAUGUGGUGUAUAGAGUGAGUGUGAAGAGCCCUCCUGGCGUAAACAUCAGCGUCGAGCCAGAGACGUUAGUGUUCAACAAACUCUACGAUAAAGCCAGCUACAGUGUGGAAUUUGAAAGCAAUCGAAGAAGCCCAUCUGCAUCUGAGGGUGAACUAUAUGAUUUUGGAGAGAUACGUUGGACUUGUAUUGAUGGGGGAACACAAGUUGUUCGUAGUCCGGUUGCAUUCACCUGGCAAGCUUCAAAUUGA